AUGCUUUCAAUGUUUUUUUCUUUCUCUCUUUCUUUCUUUUUCAAGAUCUUCUCCAUACUUUUACUUUUUACUCAUGUUUUCUUUCAUUUCUUUUUUAUUUCCUUCUUUCAUAUUUCCAAGUUUUUCUUAUUUAUUUGCUGCUUGAUUCCAACCUUUUUCCGUUCUCUCCUGCAUUUCUCCUUCUUAAUUUAUUUAUUUACUUAUUCUCCUUUUGAUUUUUUUUUAUCUUUCUCUUGUAGUUUUAUUUGGCAUGUUAAUUCUUUCGAUGUUUUUCUAUUCGUCUUCUUAAAAAUACGGUUUUAUGACAUCUUUCUUUCUUAUUCAAUUUUCUUUCCUUGUUUCUUUUCUAUCACUUUUUUUCAAUUUUUCUUUUUAUUCGUUUUUUUUUCUUUCUUUCUUUUUCUACAGUGUUUCUUCCGUUCUUUCUUAAUUUUUCUUUCUUUCGUUUUUCUAUGUAUAUCUUUUGAUUUUUUUUUUUUAUCCUUUCUUUUCCCGUCUAUUUCUCUCUUUCUUCCCCUCGACUUUACGGUCAAUAUAUUAAAAUUUUCAUUUUCUUUUCUACCUCCUCUUAUUUUAUCUUUCUCUCUAUCUUUUUAUUUAUAUAAAAGGAUGUAUUUUUAUGUAAAUUUUGGCAAAAGAGGCGGUCGACUGAUUGUUAAUGUCAAAAAGAAACGAAGGGAAAAUAUAAAGAAUGGAACGACAACAGAUCCUCACACCUUUAGCCUCCGCAAAGUAUUUGAAGUUGAAUGUUAG
Acanthosepion pharaonis is the source of this 753-nucleotide messenger RNA. Lineage: Eukaryota; Metazoa; Mollusca; Cephalopoda; Sepiida; Sepiidae. The record is from the annotation of a GenBank genome assembly.